This is a messenger RNA of Pseudogymnoascus verrucosus, 1073 nucleotides long. It is a transcript of the gene DNAJ1, whose product is annotated as DNAj domain protein. The transcript has 2 exons. NCBI's taxonomy places the organism in Eukaryota, Fungi, Ascomycota, Leotiomycetes, Thelebolales, Thelebolaceae. The record is from RefSeq and is a predicted model, not a curated record. Bases 71 to 883 code for a protein of 270 amino acids.
CCGAUCAAUCCACCAUCUUUCACCCCAUCGCCCAUCACGAAGACAGCCACGCCCACCUUCGUGAUGAGGAAUGCCAUACCGCUCACCCCCCUCUUUCAUUCCCUCAUGCCGGCGCCUCUUCCACCAUUCCGCGGUUGUGCACGCGACACAUUAUGAGACGCUUCGGAUUCCGACGACGGCGAGUGCGAAGGAGAUAAAAACCGCAUUCUACCACCUCUCCAAACUCUCCCACCCCGACCGCAACCCCACCGACCCCACAGCCUCAACCCGCUUCGUCCACAUCUCCGAAGCCUACGCCACCCUUCGCUCCCCCGAAAAACGCCAACGCUACGACCGCGACAUCGGCCUCCACCACCAGCAUCGUCCCUCCCACCCCGUGCACCCCACCGGGCCAGCACAAUCGCACUACGGCCCCGCGGGCGGCCGGGCACCAAGCGGCCUAAGUCGUCGUCGAGCGACAUUCCACGGGGCGCCAGCGAGCUUUUAUAGGAGUGGCGGAUGGGGCGAACACGGUGCCAAGAGGCGAGCAGCGCAGGAAUCCAGCUCCGGCACGACGGGGGGAGAAGCGCGACCCAAGACAGAGGGCGGGAUGGGAUGGGGACAGAGCGCGUGGGUUGCUGCGGAAGAAGCGAGGCAUUUUGAUAGGGAGAGCCAUUUGAGGACUUUUAGGAAUCAUGAGAGGAGGAUGAAGGGGCGGGCGCAGGCGGCGCGGGGGGGUGGAGAAGGUGAAGGAGGAGGGGGGGAGAGGGAGGAAGAGGCGGGGGGGAGGGGGAUGUUGGGGGAUUUUUUGAUUGUGUCGGGGGUGAUCUUUGGGGGGAUUGCGGCGCCGUGGUGGGUUCCUGGGUUGUGGGGGAGGGGGGAGAGGAGGAGGGAUGGGGUGUAGAUAUUGAGGGAGAUGGUGUAGAUAUGGAGGGGGUGUAUGAUUCAGGAGUGGAUUGUGUAUAUUAUUAUGGUAGCAUGGCACAGGACGAGUCAAAGCAGGAUCAUGGGUAUUAAGGAUAGAUUUCUCUACCUAAUGUACACCGUACACCUCAGCUCUAAUCUGCUAGAUCGAAUACAACCGGACCACACAG